AUGGUGGAUUCUUCAGAAUUUGGAAUCAUGGAGGAAAGAGAGGAGGUUAUGGUUUCAUCUGUUGAUGAAGAAGUAAAACCCAUUUUUAGAGUAGCUCAUUUUCUUAAACCAACAGCCAAAAAACUCCCUUUUCUCCCUUCAAGACUCAAAAUUUCUUGUUCAUCACUAAAAGUUCAGUUUAGGGGUGGUUUUUCAUAUAUGAAGGGAUGGUCUAAAUGGGUUAAUGAGUUAAAGCCUUUACACCAAGAGAUAUGGAAGAAAGCUGGAAUCUUUGAAGCAGCUAUUACUUUGGAAGAUAUGGUGGUUUUAGGUGGUUUCUCUGUUUUAGGACACUCUGUGUUGAAACCUGUUAAGACCAAAGAUUCUGUUGACAUUGAAAAAGCUCUUUGUGAGGUUCAUAAAUAUAUUAGAGCGCGUAAAACGAAUGUUGGUUACCAUGCUUGGAUGGAGCAUUUUGCUGGAAGAGGUGACCAUUUGGAGCAUGUUGCAUUUUUGACCCUUUGGUUGUCAAGGUAUGUGCUUCCUGCUAGAAGUUGUCUGUUUGUGGACAGAGCUCUUUUCCCUAUUGCAAUUUAUCUUUCUCAAGGAAUUCCAAUAGCACUUGCCCCUGCUGUUUUAGCUAGUAUUUAUAGAGAUAUGAGCUUGCUUAAACAGUUGAUUGUAUCUUCAGCUAAGAACCAUGCGCCAAGUGAUUCUAGAUGUAUAGAAGAUGAGUUGAAUCCGAACCUUCGGGCUCCUUUUCAGUUUGUUCAGCUAUGGGCUUGGGAGAGAUUUACAAAUUUGCAGCCUAAGCCUAGUAGUAUCAUUUACUCUGGGGAGCCAAGAGUAGCUAGAUGGCAUAAGGUGAAAAAACUAAAUCAUGUGGAUCCUAGGAGUGGAAUAGAUUCCGCUGCUGAAUGUUUUCUGUGGCGUCCUUAUGCUGUUGAUAUUGUGAAGAAUUGGGAUAUCAGCAGAUUUUACAAGGAGAGGGAUGAAUAUGUGGUGGUUGGACCAAAUAUGGGAAGAGAAAUCAUGGCUUUUGCUCGACUUGUUCGAGCUUCUGAACUAGUUGGAAUGGAUUGUGUUGAACAGUAUAAUCCACAUAGAGUAUCAAUGCAAUUUGGUUAUGAUCAAGAUGUGCCCGGUUGUGUGAAUCAUGCUAGUGAUCAUAUCCCGAAAAUUGCUUGGACUAAUUAUAACAGACCAAUUAAAGAUGUCAAGCUCUAUAUACCUUCUAGGUUCAUCGAGUCAGAUGUCAGCAGACGAUACUUGGAAUGGUGGAAGAACCAAAAUGUUGCACCUGAGGUUGCAGUUCAGCACGAAAAGAUGAAUGCCAUUGUAUGUUGUGGUUUUUUGCAGAAAUGUGAAAUGAUAGUUGUAGAAUCAUCAUCAGAUGAUGACGAUAAUAUUCCAAUUUCUGUAUCUUUACGCAAGAGGAAACUCAUGAAGAAAGAAAUUACUGUACCUGGUAAUAAUCAAGAACUCUUCCUUAACAUGCAAAGUCAAUCUUCUUCACCUUCGAAUGAUGGGACUGCCAAAGCAAGGGAGACUCUAGUGGAAUCGAAACCAAUAAGCGCCAAAUUUGAGGCUUCAAAUGGGAAAUCGGAUGAAGAUGGAGAUGGGCCAUAUGUAGUUAAGGAAAUGGUGCCACAAGAGAGCAAGAAUAACAAUGACAAAGGUGGCCGCAAGUUCAACUUGCCUGAUGGUAUUGAACUUGCAAGUGACGGCCCAAAUGCAGGACUUUUGAGUACUAAUCCUGCUAAAACAUUGCAAAUGAGCGAAGCUUCAGUGGUAACACCGAAGGUAACAGCAACGAGUACCAACAUAACUGAAGGAAAUAUGGCGAUGGGAAACAUUAACAACCAUGAGAAAGGGAGCAGUAGAUUUGAAAUGAACGAUAUUCUGAAACUUGAGAUGAGGAUUAGAAACCUUGAAAACAUCAAUGCUGGAAAGGUUCCAAUAUUCAGGACAAAGUGAAAACAAGAUUAAGCUAAACUAUAGUGCUAAUACUUCUCUUACUAAGUCUUUGUUUAGUUCAUGAAGUUAUAUUUUCUUCUAUAUUGCCUAGUACUCAGAGAUACUCAGACAGUGCUACUAGCUCGUUCUU
Solanum verrucosum is the source of this 2086-nucleotide messenger RNA. RefSeq lists its product as uncharacterized. NCBI's taxonomy places the organism in Eukaryota, Viridiplantae, Streptophyta, Magnoliopsida, Solanales, Solanaceae. Gene Ontology annotation, biological process: meristem development; meristem maintenance. The coding region runs from base 1 to 1956 and encodes 651 amino acids. The transcript is spliced from 2 exons. The record is from RefSeq and is a predicted model, not a curated record.